UAAUUUGUGUUAACUGUGUAACUGCUUUGGAAUUGGAAAUUCCGUUUUUUCUGAUUUUCAUUGUGUUUGCCUCCUUUUAAGUCUGUAAAUAGCUGUUUUAAAACAGCAGUUGGUCAUUUCAGAACCAGAUACUAAACUUCAGCUUCUGGAAAAUGAUAGAAAUUUUAAACACUUUACCACACUAAGGCACUGGUUUGAGGUACUCCUUUCUUUCUGGAAAAGUCAUUCUUCCCUUCAUGUUAUCUCUAGAAUGUCUCAUGUUAUUUAUCACUGUUGUGUUUUGAGAUUUCUAAUACUUCUAAUGCUUCAAAUUUAAAUUAUUGAUAAAAAAAGAACCAAGGCUUUCUGAGUUAUACGGCAGGGAUAUUAAAUAUCUCUAGCCUUUGUGAAUGCCAGUCAGUAAAACAGCACUGAUUCACAGUAAAUCAGUGAAUUUUGUAUGCAGCUGUGUUUAUUUAGUACUACUUUUUGUCUCUGUUACUUUUUGCCAAUUGAUGUAAUUCUUUAUAAAUUGAACUUAAUCCUUUCUCUUUUUUCUAGUACAGAGAAUAUUGGACGUGCACAAUGAAAAUCAUUAGGCAUAGAAAAAAAUGUGAAUGAACCAAUACUUUAUCUUGGUGAUCAUCACAGGUGGAGAGAUCACUGAUCUAGACCAAACUAGGCAAGCCAUUGUUAAUGCCUCUAAGCUGCCCAUGUCCAUUAUCAUUGUUGGCGUUGGUGAAGCCAAUUUUAAAGUAAUGGAGUUCCUUAAUGGAGACAGCAGUGUUCUGAAGCCUGUGACAGGAGAGCCAGCUGCAUGGGACUACAUGAUGUCCAAUUUGCCUUACCAACAGUUCAGAAAUGCUCCCCAGGAAGCACUUUCCCAGAUGGUUCUGGCUGAAGUGCCUAAGCCCCUAAUGUCAUACUAUGAAUGGCAGCAGUGGUCCCCCCUGAAACUUCCAGAAUUCAAGGCGACGUAGAUUCAGGCUAGCCGUGGUUACCUGUAGCACUGGGGUGAAGGAGAACUGCCUGCAGCCACACUCUCCCUUACACACUGUGGAUGCUCAGUGCCUUGAGAUUGCACCAGUCACACCACUUCUUUCACCUGCUUGCACUGAGCCUUUGAUCUUUCCUAUUUCUAUUGGAAGAAAUGUAAAUACAGAAAAGCCUCCAAGUACUGGAAGUUUUUGUUGUAGAAAGAUUGACCUUGUUGGUUUUCUGCCUUGCAACAGCGACACACUGUGACACAUCACAUCACACAGUUGAUUGACACAGCCCAUCUGCUGCUCGCUAUCAGUGUGGGCCUCUGAACUGAGCUGCUCUACUGCUGAGCCUGGCAAGAGAAGUGUUGCACCCGUGUUUGUUGUUAUGUCACUUACCAUGUGCUCCUUGACAGGUGUCUUUUAUAAAGCUGCCUUGAAAUGGAUGUGACCAAAGACUGUUGGUUGGAUGCCUGAGGUAGUUCCUGUUGUCUUCAUAAAGUGCCAGUAUAUUUUUUUUUAUGUUUCAGUGACCGUACCUUUCUGUGUUAUUUUUAAUCACAUUUUUCUAUUAGCAAAAUUUCUUUCUGUGAUCAACUCCAGCUUGAAGCCAUUGUUAUAGUUCAAGAAUGCUGCACUUUGCUUAUUUGUGGGGGUUAAAUGAGAAUCAUUAAUUAAUGGGAUUGGGGUGAGAUUAAUGAAUCACAUUAAUGUGACUUUAAAAAUCCUGCAGUUGGAAACAGUGAAAUGAAGGUACUUUGAAUUCUUUAUAUCACACAAGUUACAAAAUAAAGAAGUAACUUAUCUGUGGAACUCCAAGGAGGUGCCCCCUUAUCCUCAGUAGUGUGAAAUGUGCAUUACAUGAUCUGGGGACUGUAGAACAGGCACAUGAUAGCAAAGCACAAAUGUUUUGAGGAAGAUGGUUCAUUUGCAAGUAGACAUAAAGAAACUUUGGCUUGUCAUUGCACUACAAGUAUCAACACUUUCAGUUACUGAAAUAAAUAUUCUGCUUUGACUUA
This is a messenger RNA of Taeniopygia guttata (zebra finch), 1978 nucleotides long. Lineage: Eukaryota; Metazoa; Chordata; Aves; Passeriformes; Estrildidae. The record is from RefSeq and is a predicted model, not a curated record.